AUGGGCAAUCUUGAUAUUGAGACCAGCUCGGCGGUUGCUGACCGCACAUCGGCGGAUAACAUCGACAAAUCUCAAAUCGGAGUUGGCCGAACUGAACUGAGCCACGCACUACCACCUCAUGGUAGUUACGAAGGCGGCCAUCGGUGGGAUCCCGCGGCUACUUGGACUCCCGAAGAAGAGAAGAGGGUCGUCCGAAAGACUGAUCUCAAGCUUCUGAGUUGGCUGUGUCUUAUGUUUUUCGGUCUCCAAAUCGACAGAGGUAAUAUUGGCAAUGCCCUCGCAGACGACCUCCUUACAGACCUCGGUAUCCAUCCGGGAAUUUACAAUAAUGGAACCACGAUCCAGGUGUUGUGUUUCUUGCUCGCUGAGUUCCCUGUUCAAUUCCUCACCAAGAGAUAUGGCUUCAAAAACAUCCUGCCCACUCUCAUGGUCUGCUGGGGUCUCGUCUCGACUUUCCAGGCCUUCAUGACUGGACGUACCGCUUUCUAUGUCACCCGUGCUCUGAUAGGCUUUUUUGAGGGUGGUUUUAUUCCUGGUGUUGUCCUCAUGGCGACCUACUUCUAUACAUCAAAGGAGUUGUCUAUUCGGCUGGCUGCUUUCUGGUCUACACUCAACGUCGCCCGUGUCAUCUCAGCUCUUCUUGCCGCUGGACUUCUCGAAAUGCGAGGAAUUGGCGGUCAUCCCGGAUGGUUCUGGCUUUUCCUUCUUGAGGGUCUUCUCACUGUUGUCAUUGGCCUCGUUUCCAUAAUCUAUCUCCCAACUUCACCCACAGGCACCAAGUCUGUGAUCUGGCGCAAGCCGUGGUACACCGAGCGAGAAGAAGUUAUUAUGAUCAACCGUAUCCUUCGGGAUGAUCCCGCCAAGGGUCUUACGGCGUUGAAGGAGCCAUUGACGUGGCAGGACGUCAAGAAUGCAUGGACCGACCCUUCUCUUUGGGGACUCUAUUUCAUCGGUCUUAUCGCAUACAUCCCAGCAUCACCAGUUCAAGCGUACUUGACUUUGACACUGAAGCGAGUCGGACACUUCAACACUUUGGCCAGCAACCUGCUCACUGCACCUUCUGCCGCGCUUCAGAUCUUUACCAUGCUUGGGCUAGCUUACAGCUCAGAGUAUUUUAAUGAACGAGCAUUCCACUGUCUUUUCGGAGAGAUUUGGUCUCUUCCUCUGCUUACAGCACUCUUGACCCUUCCCGAUCAAGGUCGUGAGUGGGGUCGAUUCUCUAUCAUUACCCUCAUAUCAGGAUACCCUUACUUCCACCCUCUGGUGUCUUCUUGGAUCUCUGAGAACUCCUUCGACGUCAAGAAGCGAGCGGUCGCUGCCAGUACAUACAACGUCAUUGUUCAAAUGGGAAGCGUUAUAUCGAGCCAGAUCUACCGAGUGGAGGAUGGACCGUACUAUAAGAACGGAAACAAAGUUCUGAUCUCGAUUUUGUGUCUCUCUGUCGUUGUUUUUAUUGCUCAGAGACAAUGGCUUGUGUACCUUAACAAGAAGAAGACCGAUGUGUGGGAGCAGAUGACCCCGGAGCAGCAGGCCGAGUACCAGACGGAUAAGGAGCAGCGAGAGAUUGACGGAAACAAACGACUCGAUUUCCGGUUUGCUUAUUAA
This is a messenger RNA of Fusarium poae, 1605 nucleotides long. RefSeq lists its product as uncharacterized. Gene Ontology annotation, biological process: transmembrane transport. Gene Ontology annotation, cellular component: membrane. The coding region runs from base 1 to 1605 and encodes 534 amino acids. Lineage: Eukaryota; Fungi; Ascomycota; Sordariomycetes; Hypocreales; Nectriaceae. Gene Ontology annotation, molecular function: transmembrane transporter activity. The record is from RefSeq and is a predicted model, not a curated record. The transcript is spliced from 2 exons.